CUGACUGCGCUCAAGUAACUUUACAAACUUAAAAUCAAUACAUAGAUAUCUUCUAUUCAAUAAUAUUAAAUAUCGAGAUAAAACAUACGUAACAGAUCAAUAGUGACGUACUAAAGAAGAUAUAUGAGAUCAAUGGGUUUAAGCAUUAAUCAUUUUUGUGGAAAAUAAGGGAACGGUAUGAAACAAGAACCAACGUUUAUCAUGAAGUUGGAACCGAAAUUGAAACAACUUGCAAUAAUCGGACUAAUAUUUGGGAGUUUAUUUUUACAAUGGAACGGUACUAAAUGUUUGACAGAAGGAGAGGAUCUGUUUAAAAACAAAUGGACCAUAAAAAGUCUCCUUGCUUCAGCAGCCAUUGAACUGGUAUUCAUUCUAGUAGCGUUCAAAACCGAGGAGUUCCGAAUGAUUGUUGACAAUUCCGAAGCGAUUACAAUUUUCUUUUUCCUCCAUGUACUAUCAAGUGGUCUGUUGAAAUAUUACGACAAUGUACCUCUUGUAGACAGAGGGACGAACAUAUAUCCACCUUUUAUACCAAUCAUUGUACUGAUCUGUCUUGUUAUUUGUAAAGGAGCUCGAAUACAGCAUAUCACCAUGGUUACCACUGGUCUGCUGUCUCUAGGCGCAUUGUUUGUAUCGCUUGGUGUAAAUAAAGAUUUCACCAUGCAUAGAAUAGAUUACUUAUCGUUUUCCUCUGUUUUUGCAACUGUGUUAAAGCUGAUAUGCCUUAAACAUUUUAAAGAUCAAAAUAUUAAGGUCACACUACGUUUGAGAGCUAUUGGUAUAUUCUUUGCCGGAACUAUUGUUGUGGUUGUACCCGUUUUAGAAUUUACGAACAAGUCUAACUUGGGGACGUUUAUGCUAGUGUCAUCUAUGUCUGGUUUAGCUUCUUUGACAGUGUUAUACUUAUUAUAUAAUCACGUGAUGUGUACAAAAACAGUUUUAGAGACAUCCGGGUAUCUUAUGAUGGGACACUUAUUGCAUCAAAUACUAGAAAGUGAAUCUAUUAACAUUCUUCCUGUUUUAUUUGGUACUUGUGUUUUGAUUGCUACAUAUAUCUGGCACGUGAAGAAGCAACAAGACGAUUCAAAAGCACCAUUUAAAGAUAUAUCGUCCACGAGUCAUGAGAUGUUUACCCGGAUGGAGUUCAUAAUAUUUAUGGGAGGUGUAUUAGCCGUGUUGUUUUACGUGUUACAACCACGUGUUAGUAGUAGGGAUAUAAAUAAUCUUAGUUAUGUUGGACUGGACAAAAUUGUAAGAAAACUAUUACAGAACAAAGCCAGUUGAUAAUAUUUUAAGGGAUUUUGUUAAUUUUAACGGUUUUAAGUAAAGUUUUUUUUAGAGGGAGAUUUUAUGAAUUAAACAUAGUUUAUUUUGUUUUAUGAAUUAUUUCAUAUCUUGUUUUUGUUAACUGUCAAGUGACAAAUAUUUCACACCUAUUUAGGAGGAGAGCAAAUCAAACUAGAAGUCAUUGUGAGCAAC
Messenger RNA from Mytilus trossulus (common blue mussel), 1479 nucleotides. RefSeq lists its product as uncharacterized. The record is from RefSeq and is a predicted model, not a curated record. The transcript is spliced from 4 exons. NCBI's taxonomy places the organism in Eukaryota, Metazoa, Mollusca, Bivalvia, Mytilida, Mytilidae. The coding region runs from base 178 to 1284 and encodes 368 amino acids.